Molecule: messenger RNA, 1929 nt
Organism: Rubroshorea leprosula
Lineage: Eukaryota; Viridiplantae; Streptophyta; Magnoliopsida; Malvales; Dipterocarpaceae
Source: the annotation of a GenBank genome assembly
AUUCGGAUUGGUUUAUCUACCAUUUGGUUUGGUUUGGUUCAUUGGUUGUCUAUUGCUCGGUUGAUAUUUUCUACUUCGAAAGUUCUGAUUGGUUUGAUUCAGAAAGUUUUGGACUGAUUUUUGUAAUGCUAAAAUCACUAAUAAGCGUUUGGCAAGACAAAAAAAAAAAAAAAAAAAAAAAAAGAACUAGUAAGGGUAAUAAUCAAUGAAGUUAAUAUCGUACCGUACCGACCGUACCAGUUUUGUUAACCCACCACCAUACUCAUGGCAAAACCAUUUCCCUCUUUGCUUUCAAUACCAAUAGCCGGUAUUUCCCUCCUCUUCGCAACAAUAUUAAUCAAAGGAACUGAAGGAGCAAUUGGAGUCAACUAUGGUACCGUGGCAAACAAUCUUCCUCCUCCAAAUCAAGUAGCAAAUUUUAUACUUGAGUCCACCAUCAUCAACCGUGUCAGGCUCUAUGACGCUGACCCGCAAAUUUUAACUGCCUUUGCUCAUACUGGCAUUGCCAUUACAGUUACAGUCCCUAAUGACCAAAUCCCCCACCUUACCAAGCUACCAUUUGCUCAACAAUGGCUAGAAAACUAUAUCCAGCCUUACAUUCCGGCCACCGACAUUGUCCGCAUUUUGAUCGGAAAUGAAAUAAUUUCUACUGCCGAUAAAUUGCUCAUCUCCAGCCUUGUUCCAGCAAUGCAAACCCUUCACACUGCCCUCGUCGGAGCAGCACUAGACCGUACCAUUAAAAUUUCUACGCCUCACUCCCUCGGGAUUCUAUCGGCUUCAAGCCCUCCGUCCACCGGUCAGUUUCGACGAGGCUACGAUACCCGUGUCCUGAAACCGCUUCUCAAUUUCCUCAGAGCUACGAAUUCACCGUUCAUGGUGAAUAUGUACCCGUUUUUUGGGUGCUCGGAGGACACACUAGAUUACGCGCUGUUCAGGCCUAAUCCGGGCGUGUACGACGAAAAUACGAAGCUACUUUACACGAACAUGCUGGAUGCCCAAUUGGACGCCGUUUUCUCUGCGAUGAAGCUCCUGGGAUUUGACGAUCUCGAGAUUGUCAUAGCCGAAACAGGGUGGCCGUCAAUGGGGGAUUCAAACCAAAUCGGCGUCGACCCGAAGAGUGCAGCGGAUUACAAUGGUAAUCUAUUGCGGUAUAUUACAUCCGGUGCUGGUACACCGCUAAUGCCAAACCGGGCCUUUGAAACUUACAUUUUUGCCCUGUUCAAUGAGGACCUCAAGCCAGGGCCGACUAGCGAGAGGCAUUUCGGGUUGUUCCAGCCAGACAUGACCCCCGUUUACGACGUUGGAAUCCUCCGGCCAACGGCUAAACCUUCAAUUCCGAUGAACCCAACCCCGGAGCCAGAUACGAAAGGGAAACAAUGGUGUCUUCCGAAGGAAGGAGAAGACGAAGAUUUUCUACAGAGGAAUAUUGAUUAUGUAUGCGGCCUAGGUGUGGACUGUUCGCCGAUUCAAGAAGGCGGGGAGUGCUUCUUCCCCGACACCGUUCGAGCGCAUGCAGCGUACGCCAUGAAUGCUUACUAUCAAUCUACCGGAAAACACCAGUACGAUUGUGAUUUUGCUCAAACUGGAGCCAUGACAGACACUGACCCAAGUUAUGGAAAGUGCAAAUAUUGAUAUUGGAGAAGAAGAAACUAGAAGAUGACCAUGGGAAGAUAAGCUAUGCAAGAUUCAGUUUUGAUUUUGUUUAGAUUUUUCCCCCUUAAUUUCAUACCGGACAGAACAGAAGUAAUUAGUCUGAACAGAGUUACAUUAGCAGUUCUUCUAUAUGUGCAUCAAUCAGCUAAAGGGAAGAAAAAGAAAAAGGUGAAAUGGAUAAUUACCUUUAUCAUUACUUCACCAAAAUAUAGAGAAUCUAUCUCGCUUUUGCUUGUAAUACCUUUAUAACAGGAUGAAUAACAUGGGUCAUUAAUU